AUGAUUGAUGAAAAGGAGAUACCGAUCGAUAUACACAGUGGUAAGCUUCUGGACUGGUUACUCAGUCGACGACACUGUAAUAGGGAUUGGCAAAAAAACGUAAUGGUUAUCCGUGAAAAGAUUAGUGCAGCAAUUCAGGAUAUGCCAGAAGAUGAAAGGAUCGUGAAAUUACUGCAGGGUUCCUGUAAGCAUUCGAAGGAUGCAUUUAUUUUUGAAUAUAAAUUAUUUUCACUGCGUUCAAAUCGUCAACAUUCUGAAAGAUACGGAAAAGGGCACGAAGAAUUUCUUGGGAUAUUAUUCGUCGCAGAGAAUGAACGAUUGGAUGGUGCGAAUAAUAUUCUGUUUCAUUUCGUUAAGCCUGUUAUGAAACGAAACAAAGACUGUGCGAAAAAGGAAAGAGAUUAUGCAAAGCAAAUGGUUGAUAGCAAGAAACAAUACGAGAAGGAACUGCUGAAGAUGGGUAUUAAAGGUAUUGACUUAAGACGAGAAAUACUAUCGUUGUUGGCUGAUUUGCCAUCUUUUUUGGACGAAAUAACGAGGUCUAUAUCGUCUUUAAAUGAACCGCUUCAAUAUUAUGAACAGUUUCGGGCAUAUCUACAUCUGAACGAGACACCAAAUAUUGUUUUGUUACCAUUAUGCCGUUUGUUAAUGGAAAAAGGCGCAGAAGUUACAGUUUAUGAAUGGAAGAAUGGUGUAAAACCAGCACGCAUUGAAUUGCCUUCUCUGGAUGGUCGAGUAAAUGAAAAGGCAAAUAACGCUGAAGAGAUAGAUUUUGGCGAUGAUCUUAUAAUUCCUGAUAAUGAAAUUGAUUUUGGUGAUAGUGAAUUUCAAAUUGAUGUCAUUGGAGACGAAAAAGGUGAUGUUAACGAUGGAGUAGCUCGAGGCUUGGAUGCAUUGACAAUAUUAGAAAAUCCACAGACCCGGAAUCAUAUUUAUUUUGAAUUGAGAGAGUUAGAAAAAUUUUUGCUGAUGCGAAGAGAGGAUGAAACUACAGAAAGUAUAUCCGAUAUUUACAUAUUGGGGAUGGAGGAACGACCUGCGGCAUUAAGAAAGAUUACCGUGGAAAAAAUUGAUAAAUGGUCGAUGCAUGUGAGCCAAAUUAUCAAUAGCUUAACUGAUCCUCAAAAAGCUCAUUUGUUUCGAAUACGUUCCUCACCUCAAUAUGUUGAAAAACUGAUGGAAAUCUUGGAUCAGAAGCGUUCUUUAGAAGAACGUUACCGAAAGAUGAAAGACCUGAUGAUAGAGAAACAGAAUGAAAUGCAAAUGAGUAUAGUGAAAGCGCAUGAAACAUUGGAUAGGAUUUGUGAGACUAGCAAAAUAUUGCAGAAGCAAAUUGAAGAAGAAAUCUCAAAGAUGUAUAAAGGAAGGAAAGUAAACAUUAUGGGUGGUAUAAAUGCUGCACUGAUGACCUCUUGA
Molecule: messenger RNA, 1416 nt
Organism: Acanthocheilonema viteae
Lineage: Eukaryota; Metazoa; Nematoda; Chromadorea; Rhabditida; Onchocercidae
Source: the annotation of a GenBank genome assembly